CCAACAUCAGGAGCAGUGUCAGCGCAACAAUUUUCCAAAAUGUUCAAUUAUUUCUCCAGCUCGGAUUAUAACUCUGGAGCCUCGGCCUGUAAUGGGGAGCAGCUGCAUUAACUAGUGGAGAGGCUUCCAUUAACUGUUUUUCUUGGCUGCUGGCCAGGUCACUGAGCAGCGCACACAUUGUGGGCUUAUCCACCGGCAAACGGCUGGAAGAAGGACAGUUCAAUAUCCUAAACUGCCACUUUUUUUCCUGUUCUGACAAAGAUAUUGGAGAAUGUGAACAGGUGACCUCAAAGCCUGGAGGGGGUCAAAGAGGAGAGGACAGGGUAAGGACAGAAAGAAUUCAAUUUCAGCCCAAAAUUCAGCUGUACUGUGUUGACCUCGACUAUCAGCAGCACUAUUAUUACUACUAUUACUACUAUUAUUACUACUAUUAUUAUUACUAUUACUACUAUUAUCAUUACUAUUACUCCACAGUUUGGUAGAUGUUUCCUUGUUGAGUUUUCUGAUUGAUUAAUUAAUCAAUGAAAGGACAAAGAGACACCUGAUAAACUGUUGUGGCAUGGCUGCAGGAGUAUUAAGUGGCUUGGACUAUGAUCUUUGCAGCCGAUGGGGCUCCCAGUGGUUUAAACCACAAAACAACAGCUCCAAACAACAGCAGCUCCCUGGCUGAGGGUUAACUUGUCACAAAGACUACGCCAUCAAAUGACUCUGUCCUGACUCACACAGAAGUCAGGGGGUGAAGGGCAUAGCAUGGGCAGCUCCUCCAGCAAGGGAGAGGGAGAAGAAGAGGAGGAGAAGGAGAAGGAGGAGAAAGAUGAUGAGGAGGCAGAAUUUGCAGAGAAGAAGAAAGAAGAGGAAGAGGUUGAGGAUGAGCUUCCGUUGGGGGUGGAGGAAUUACUGGAGAGUGGAGAUCCUGUCUUGGACUUGAGCUAUCGUAAAUUUAAGCGGUUACCCUCCCGUGUUUAUGGUCUGAUGCAUUUGGAGAAGCUGUACGUCUGUGGAAACAGCCUGCGCACUUUGCCAGACAGCCUCUCCCAGCUGCAUGGUCUGCGGACCCUCGCCCUCGACUUCAACAAGAUGGAGGACGUUCCUCCAGCCGUCUGUCAGCUCACUAACCUCACUCGCCUGUACCUGGGCAGCAAUCGGCUGAUGAACCUCCCUCCUGAGGUGAGUAACCUGCAGAACCUGCGAUGCCUGUGGGUGGAGAGCAACUACUUCCAAAGAUUUCCACGAGAGCUCUAUGACCUGCCCUACCUGAAGUCUCUUCAGAUAGGAGACAACCGGCUGAAGACACUGCCUCCAGACCUGUGGCGCAUGGAGGCUUUGAGGGGAUUAUGGCUCUAUGGGAACCGCUUUGAGACCUUCCCCAAAGUCCUGCUGCGGAUGCAGGGUUUGGAGAUACUAGACCUGGACCGUAAUAAGAUAUCAGAGUUUCCCAGCCUGAAGCGUCUCAAAGCCUUGCGCCUGUUCUCUUAUGACCAUAACCCAGUGGAUGCGCCUCCUAAGGUGGGCGAGGAAGUGUUGGUGGUUGGGGAAGGCGCUGCAGAGUUCUUGGAGCAACGUGAAGCCAGGAAUGAGAGACGGCGAAAAGCAGCAGAGCAGGAGGCCGAGGAGCUGGCUAUGGCAGGAGAGGAGCCAGUGAUUCAUGGCAUCUUAAAGAACAGCAACUCAAGCAAAGCAGCAAAUGAAGCUGCAGUAACUAUAGAGGAUGCAGAACUGAAGGAGGAAAACCAGCUUCCAAAAGAAGAGGAGGAGGUGGUUGUGGAGGUGGAUGCGGAUGCUCCUCUAAUGGAGUAUGAUGGUGCUGAGCUUGAAUAUGAUGAGGAGGGUGUUGAAUAUGAAACAGAGGAGAUGAUAUGUGAGGGAGAGGUAUUUGAGUAUGAGGGAGAGGAGCUGGAGUAUGAGAGGGCUCAGUUGGAUUAUGAGUACGAGGAUGGGGAGACAGCAUGAAGGUGGCAUGACAAUUAGCCUCAUACCUCCACAUGAUCGGCAGGCAGGUGGAGGCAGAUGAGAGAUAAUCUACAGAUAAAUUAGCUAGUCAAAAAAAAUCUGUGCUGCUUAUUUAUAAUUUUUUGUGAACUGUGAAAAUGGAUGAGCCGGGCAUUAUGAUAUUAUGGACUGACAGUAUCUGUGACAUCUCAAUAACCUGCAAAUUAGCAAAUAAGCAAGACUCAGGUGGAGUGUGUGUCUGUGUGUGUGCAGUGUGUAUGGCUGAUUUAACAAGAGAGUUGUUUUCUGUUUGUGCACAGGAGACCACGUCUUCCAUUAUUAAAUACUAACUCAGCUGA
Molecule: messenger RNA, 2288 nt
Organism: Sphaeramia orbicularis (orbiculate cardinalfish)
Lineage: Eukaryota; Metazoa; Chordata; Actinopteri; Kurtiformes; Apogonidae
Gene: lrrc10b
Product: leucine rich repeat containing 10B
Exons: 1
Coding region: 751-1950 (399 amino acids)
Cellular component (GO): cytoplasm
Molecular function (GO): protein binding
Source: RefSeq, a predicted model, not a curated record